GGAAACUCAUUUUUUGGCUUCUGAUAAUAGUGUCUAAGAUAACACCAUUGAUAACCAAAACUAGUCCGAAACAAUGGAAGAAGCACAAGUUGCUGACAUUAAUUUGGAGACCAAUACAAACCACCUAGAUCAAGAUCAAGUAGUCCGACCUCCUCGACCACAACGUGAGAGGCGUGUCCCUCAAAGGCUUGAUGAUUAUGUUUGCACCAUGCCCCAGUCUGUUAUGCCUAUGCAAGCUCUAUCUCAAUCAACUAACUCAAGUGAUCCCUAUGCUCUAUCUAAUUGUGUCUCUUACAACUUCUUUUCAUCCACUCAUCUCAAUUAUUUAGCAGCCAUCUCUUCCAUAGAUGAGCCUAAAUCCUUUUCUCAGGCCAUUAAAAAUGAAAACUGGCGAGAAGCAAUGAGGCAAGAGAUUGCUGCACUUGAGAAGAAUGGCACUUGGACAAUUGAGACAUUGCCUCCUGACAAACGUGCAAUGGAUUCCAAACGGGUCUAUAAGAUCAAAUUUAAGCCAGAUGGAACCGUUGAACGGUACAAGGCUCGCUUAGUAGCGAAGGGAUUUACUCAAAUUGAAGGGCUUGAUUUUCAUGAGACCUUUGCUCCUGUUGCUAAAAUGGUCAUUGUGAGGACAUCACUGGCUCUUGCUUCGAUUAAGCACUGGGAACUGCAUCAAUUAGAUGUCAAUAAUGCCUUCUUGCAAGGUGACUUACAUGAAGAGGUAUAUAUGAAAAUACCACAAGGUUUUACUUGCAACCAGAGCAACAAAGUUUGUAGGUUGCGGAAAUCACUUUAUGGACUACGACAAGCAUCUAAGAAUUGGUUUGAAAAGUUUACAACCUCUCUUGAAGCAGUUGGGUUUAAGCAAUCAAAGGCAGAUUAUUCCUUAUUCACAUUGGCCAUUACUGAUAGUUUUGUUGCAAUAUUAGUUUAUGUUGAUGAUAUUGUCAUCACCAGCAAUGAUGCUAGAACAACAGAAGGGAUAGUUCUGAGCCAACGAAAGUAUGCUCUCGACAUACUCACAGAAUCAGGCAUGCUUGGGGCAAAGCCUAGUUCCUUUCCCAUGGAGCAGCAUCAUCGUCCCGGGCUUGCAUCUAGUUCACCUAUACCAGAUCCUUCACAAUACAGGAGGCUAGUCGGUCGGCUCCUUUACUUGAUAAUAACACGACCAGACAUAUGCUAUUCUAUUGAAAUCUUAGCACAAUUCAUGGAGGAACCCAAACAGGAACACUUUGAUGCAGCAAUGAAAGUGUUACGUUAUGUUAAGAACUCACCGGGACAAGGGAUAUUACUCUCCUCUUCUAGUCAUCGACAUCUUGUUGCUUAUUGUGAUGCAGACUAGGCUGGUUGCCCACUGACACGGCGCUCAACAACAGGUUAUUAUAUUUGUCUUGGACACUCGCCUGUUUCUUGGCAGUCGAAAAAGCAAUCAAUUGUCUCUCGCUCCUCCGUUGAAGCUGAGUAUAGGGCCAUGGCAUCAACUGUCAGUGAGCUCACUUGGUUAAAGUCCUUGCUUUAUGAUCUUGGGAUAUAUCACUUGAAGCCAAUGACAUUGUUUUGUGAUAACCAAGCUGCCUUACACAUUGCCAAUAAUCUUGUGUUUCAUGG
Messenger RNA from Rubroshorea leprosula, 1605 nucleotides. NCBI's taxonomy places the organism in Eukaryota, Viridiplantae, Streptophyta, Magnoliopsida, Malvales, Dipterocarpaceae. The record is from the annotation of a GenBank genome assembly.